Molecule: messenger RNA, 2970 nt
Organism: Camelina sativa (false flax)
Lineage: Eukaryota; Viridiplantae; Streptophyta; Magnoliopsida; Brassicales; Brassicaceae
Product: beta-amylase 7
Biological process (GO): polysaccharide catabolic process
Molecular function (GO): beta-amylase activity
Source: RefSeq, a predicted model, not a curated record
UCUCCCAAGCCUUGUGUGCCGCAGAGAGCCAUCGAAAUCUCGUGAUGGUGGAGGUGGCACGUGCUUUCCCCUUCACACGUUUAAUGAGCCCGUCACUUCUCUUCCUUUGUUUACGCACAAAUAAAAACACAAACACACAUGCCUAGUUCGUGCCAAGCCUUGCCUUCACACACUCCUCAUUCUCCCAGACACGCUCGAGCACUACACACGCGUGAAAAGCUCGUCUUCCAAUUCACGCUGCACGCUCCUUCACGCGCCUUCUCCAUCUCACGGCCAGAUCCGCCCUUUUCACCCGCCGGACCGGAGAUCCACCGCCUUCUUCUGCCCCCCCGCUCUCUUUCUAUUGGUUUCGCCGACGGCGACAGGCGAGGAUUUUUUCAUCGGAAUCUCCAUUGCUAGGGCUAUUUUUAGUAUUGCUCGACGAGAAUUCUGACCAUUAUCGAGAAUUGCGCUAGAGACUUACUCACCGAGAGGAACUUUGAUGAAUUUUGGAACUUAGACUGAGACUCUCCCACAACUCAUAGAAUAUUUGGCUGCAUUGUCCAGAAGGUUUUACACGUGGAGUGUUGUUGAAACCAGACAAGCAUAGAUGGAACAUCUUCAUUACACGUUCUUAAACUAACAGAGGUUUGGGUGGUUAUAUAAGAGGAGGAGUUAUGGCAACGGAUAUGCAUAAACUGCUUGGAACUAGUGAAGAGGAUGAUGAUGAAGAUAUGGAUAUGGAUGUCAAAGAAGAAGAUGAUGACCACCGGAAUAGGGGAACAACACGAGCAGGUUCAGGGAGUAGUAAUGAAGAGUUCAUGUUUCAGCAGUCUAUGCAAGAUCAAGUGGGUACUCCUGGGGGAGGAGGAAGCCGCAGAAGUAGACCGCUUGAAGAGAAGGAGCGAACUAAAUUGAGAGAGCGUCAUCGAAGAGCUAUAACUGCAAGGAUACUAGGCGGGUUGCGUAGGCAUGGGAAUUAUAAUCUAAGAGUUAGAGCUGAUAUUAACGAUGUCAUCGCGGCUUUGGCGAGGGAAGCUGGAUGGGUUGUUCUUCCUGAUGGAACUACCUUUCCAUCCAAAUCUCAGGGGACAAAGCCUCCUGGUGGUUCUUCUGCGGUUGCUGCAGGUUCAUCAGCUUCUCACAUUGCAUCACAGCAAACCUCACCUCCUGCUCUUAGAGUGGUAUCAUCUAGAAGCCCAGUGGAACUCAGCUCUUGCCGUAUGAAAGGUGUUUUCGCACCCGGUCCAUCUCCAUAUGAUAUACCCCCAACUCAAUCUCCUGAACUGGUUGGCAGUGUAAAUAAGGGUGAUGGGCUUGCUGGUUGUUCAGUCGAUGUUAUCAACUCUAAACAGAUUCUCGAGAUUCCUUCAAAUCUGACUGAGCAAGAUUUCUCUGGCACUCCUUAUGUUCCGGUUUAUGUGAUGUUACCGCUUGGGGUUAUCAAUAUGAAGUGUGAAUUGGCUGAUCGAGAUGGACUGCUAAAGCACUUGAGAAUUUUGAAGUCAAUCCAUGUAGAUGGGGUUAAAGUGGAUUGUUGGUGGGGAAUAGUUGAGGGUCAUUCCCCACAGGAGUAUAAUUGGAAUGGUUAUAGGCAGCUUUUUCAGAUGGUCCGCGAUCUUAAUCUUAAGAUACAGGUUCUAAUGUCCUUUCAUGAAUGUGGAGGCAAUGUUGGUGAUGAUGUUUGCAUCCCACUUCCUCACUGGGUGGCAGAGAUAGGGCGAACCAAUCCUGACAUAUAUUUCACUGAUAGAGAGGGAAGACGAAACCCAGAAUGCCUUUCUUGGGGUAUUGACAAGGAACGUAUUUUAAGAGGCAGAACUGCACUUGAGGUGUACUUUGAUUACAUGAGAAGUUUUCGGAUAGAACUUGCAGAGUUUGUAGAAGAUGGUGUAAUAUCGAUGGUUGAAAUUGGACUAGGACCCUGUGGAGAGUUACGGUAUCCUUCUUGUCCCAUAAAACACGGGUGGCGAUAUCCAGGUGUUGGAGAGUUUCAGUGUUAUGACAAGUAUCUCUUGAAGAGCCUGAGAAAGGCAGCAGAUUCAAGGGGGCACCUUUUUUGGGCUCGAGGCCCAGAUAACACCGGCUCCUACAAUUCCCAGCCGCAGGGAACUGGUUUCUUCUGUGAUGGAGGUGACUUCGAUGGCCUAUAUGGAAGAUUCUUUCUCAAAUGGUACUCACAGGUUUUGAUAGAUCAUGCUGACCAUAUCCUCUCUCUCGCUAAACUAGUUUUCAGCAGUAGCUGCAUUGCAGCAAAGCUCCCAGACGUCCACUGGUGGUACAAAACAGCAAGCCAUGCUGCUGAGCUAACCGCUGGGUUCUACAACCCGAGCAACCGAGAUGGUUAUGCUGCAAUUGCAUCUACACUUAAGAAGCAUGGUGCCACUCUGAGUUUUGUAUCCGGAGAAGUGCAAGUUCUUAACCGUCCAGAUGAUUUCUCAGGAGCAUUAGGAGAGCCUGAGGCAGUAGCUUGGCAGGUGCUAAACGCUGCUUGGGAUAGCGAUACACCGAUUGCACGAGAGAACUCGCUUCCUUGCCAUGAUAGAGUUGGGUAUAACAAAAUGUUAGAAAGCGUAAAGUUUCCGAACGAUCCAGAUAGAAGGCAUUUGUCAUCAUUUGCCUAUAGUAGACUGAUCCCAGCUCUUAUGGAAGGACAUAACAUUGUUGAAUUUGAGCGGUUUGUCAAGAAAUUGCAUGGGGAAACUGUAAUGAAUCAUCAUCACCAUCAUCAACAGGUUUAGAGUUUUGUUUGUCCCUGGAUCAGCUGAAAUUAUUUAUACUGUUAAUGUUGUUAAUUUUAGUAGUUUAGCAUCAUUCUGUAAAUUUUGUCAUUAAAAAAAUGAAGAGAGGGAGAGAGAGAGAGAGAGAGAGAGAGAGAGAGAGAGAGAUUACAAAAAGAAGCCUGUGGCUUUGGCUAAACCAUCUUAUCUUUUGGUAGCCAUAGUUGUUAUGAAAUUCAUUGCUUCCACAUUUGAAGAUUAUCGAUCACUA